Messenger RNA from Colossoma macropomum (tambaqui), 1141 nucleotides. RefSeq lists its product as uncharacterized. The transcript is spliced from 12 exons. The coding region runs from base 434 to 1141 and encodes 235 amino acids. NCBI's taxonomy places the organism in Eukaryota, Metazoa, Chordata, Actinopteri, Characiformes, Serrasalmidae. The record is from RefSeq and is a predicted model, not a curated record.
CAUGUUUAUUAUAUCUCUCCUGUUUGUGGAGAGUCAACAUUAAACAGUGAAGGCCUGUUGGACACUUUGUGAAGGAUACGACUUACAGUGUGGGGCUCCCUCCUCUUAGACUCCUCACUACGCAGAGCUGAGGCAUCACCAGGAUUCAAACUCAUGACCUCCUGAAGUUCACUGCUCUAAGUUCAGUUCAGAUCAUAGAUCAUCAUCUCCUGGAGCUGAAGCUGCAGACAUGAGCGUCUGUCCUCGUGCUCUCCUCCUGGGUCUGCUGGUCAUCCUCUACAUUCAGUCCUGUGUGAUGGAUGGCAGCUUUGCGCUCGAAGUUUGAAAUCAAAGCAGCCAAUUAACAUGCAGCCUCGUUGUGGACAAGAUAGCGAAGAAGAACGUUGUGGAGCUGCGUUGGAGGAGCAGAGCACUUGUAGGCAGAACCUAUUAGAUGGUUUUGACCAUGAAGAACAAAAGCAGAACUCCCCUUAAAAGGAAAGGAAAGGCAACUAAAUUGAUGGAUUCAAAACCUGAACUCAAGUCCUCACAGACAGAAGAGCCCACAAGAAAGGUUCCACAUAGAACUCGGACAUCCCAUGCAGAAUCAAACAUCACAACUGCUGCACUGCGUGCUAACUCAAAGAAAACUAAAAAGGCACUUGAAAUGGCGGAUUCUGAACCGAAGUCCUUACAGAAGGAUGAGCCUACAACAAAGAGUCUAAUAGAUGCUGAAAGUGAAGAGAGCUUCUUGCAGCCUCCCAAAAAGAGAGCUAUUAUCAGUGAUGAAGUAGUUUCAGCAUUGAAAGAGUUACCAGAUGUGGUGAAAACAUUGAAAGAGCUUGUGGCAGCAAUGACGGUGCCUCCUGCCUCACCCGCCCUCUCAUGCUCUACAUCAUCUAGUGAUCUUCAGCCUAUUGCAUCAGCACCAGUGGAAAUGAUCACGCUGGCUGGUGGACUUAUGAUUCCUAAAAGAACAUUUGAUCAUCUUUCAAAAACAAAAAUGUCAAUUUUUCACAAGAAUUGGCAGUUGUGCUUUUUGGUCGUGAGACCCUGGCCACCUCAAGCCUCACUGGGAAAAAAACGAGCAAAAACCCCUUGGACCCUACAAAAGUCAACGCUCUCAUUGUGUACAGUUACUUUGUUCAGUGACUCAGGCUGA